AUGACUGAUCAUAUUAAACGACGGGAAGAAAUUGAAAAGUUUCAAGCAAAACGACGACGAAUUGAACAGUCGGAAUCUGAAGAUGAAUUUAAACUAGAUGAUGAUGAUAAAUUGGAGACAAAUAGAAGUGGAGAUGAAAAUACUUUUGUACCAUUGAAAGAACGACGUCGAAAACAAUUACAACGAGUUUUAGGUGGUCGAAAUGCUAGUCAUAUAAAUGCAGAUAAUGCAGAUCAUCUGUUUUCGUCGGAUACCGCACAUACACAGCCAGUUGCUGAAGAAAUAACUGUUGGACCACAAGCAAAUUUUACAUUACUUGAUCAAUUAAGUGAAAUAAAGAAAAAUCAAAAUUUAUCUGAUCAAACAAGUACAGAUAAAAUACUUGAAGAAGAAGAACGAAUUCUUCAAAAUGUCGUUGAAACAAAAGCUUUAAUGGGUGUAGCUGAAUUAGCUAAAGGUAUUGAAUAUACAGAUCCAAUUCGAACAAGUUGGCGAUCACCACGAGCUGUUCUUCGAAUGCCCGAAGAACGUCAUCGACGUAUUCGACAAAUAUAUAAUAUCAUUGCAGAAGGUGAUGAUAUUCCACCACCAUUAUGUCGAUUUGAAGAUAUGAAAUUACCAAUCGGUGUUUUAAAUGCAUUAAAAGAAAAAAAGAUUAUGCUACCUACACCUAUACAAAUGCAAGGCAUUCCAUCAGUUUUAUCUGGUCGAGAUCUUAUUGGUAUUGCUUAUACUGGAAGUGGAAAAACUUUAGUAUUUGUUUUACCUCUUAUUAUGUUUUGUCUUGAACAAGAAAAAGCAAUGCCAUUUAUACGUAAUGAAGGACCUUAUGGCCUUAUUAUUUAUCAAGAAGAACGUUUCUAUGCGUUAGAAAAAUUUCUUAAAGGUGAAAAAGAUGUUCUUUGUGCAACUGAUGUUGCAUCAAAAGGUUUAGAUUUUCCUGACAUACAACAUGUUAUUAAUUAUGAUUUACCAGAAGAUAUUGAAAAUUAUGUUCAUCGAAUUGGUCGAACAGGUCGUUGUGGACGACAAGGUCUUGCAACAACUUUUAUUAAUAAAACAUGUGAUGAAGCUAUUCUACUUGAUCUUAAACAUCUAUUAAUCGAAGCUAAACAAAUUGUUCCAUCAUUGUUACUUAAACUUGAAUCUGAUAAAGGGCGUUUACUUGACAUUGGCGAUGAACCUGGUUGUUCAUAUUGUAAUGGUCUUGGUCAUCGUAUAACAAAUUGUCCUAAACUCGAGUCUCAACAUAAUAAGACAGCAAAUAAUAUGAAAAAGAAUGAUUUUUUGGCAAAAGGAAAUUCAGAUUGGUGA
Rotaria sp. Silwood2 is the source of this 1314-nucleotide messenger RNA. Lineage: Eukaryota; Metazoa; Rotifera; Eurotatoria; Philodinida; Philodinidae. The record is from the annotation of a GenBank genome assembly.